Messenger RNA from Amoebophrya sp. A120, 5644 nucleotides. The record is from the annotation of a GenBank genome assembly. NCBI's taxonomy places the organism in Eukaryota, Dinophyceae, Syndiniales, Amoebophryaceae.
AGCGCGAGCGAAGAUGUAGCAAAAAUUCAAGCAAAAAAAUUUGAAGUUUGAGCGAAGCAUCAGCGGAAAGAAAAUUUCCCACAGCUAGCGCUCAAAGUAGACCACCCGUCUCGUCACCAGCUUUGCUAGUAAGCUGUGGUCUGGGAAGAUUUUCGUGCUGGAAAACCGGUUCUUCUAAAACAUCAUCACCAUGAACUUCUUCGAGUCUCUCGGCGAGUCACUGCAGCUGACCCACGCGGUGAAGCGUGAAGACCUGCGCCCGGGCGACCACAUUUACGUCUACCGGAUGAUGUUCACCUACAGCCGUAUGCAAGGCAAAUUUCCUUUACACGACGUUCGAUAUGCAUCACACAUUUCGCCACUUGAGAGCUGCAUGUUGCGACUUGUCAUGCUGAAAAGGAUUAGCUUUAGUGUAGCCACGAAAAGGUUUGUCAUGCAGCAGAUGCCGCAAAUGUUGUGCGUGUAUAAGGAAAUAAUUUGCUUUCGAUAAGCCACCACGGCAUCGUAGUCGCAGUUGUUCAACAGCAACAGGUAUCAAAUGUAAAAAUGUCUGGGUCUGGAAUGUUGGAACUUGUAAUGCUAACUUUGGACUCUAGAAAAAUCUGUAUUGCAUGACCAGCAAGAGGAGUCCAGUUUUUGCUACGCGGGGAGGCCAUUUGUCAUGCGGAAUACGCAUCAAGAAGCACUCAGAAAACCAGUGAUGCCUGGGAAUACAUCACAGACGUCACAGGCCAUGUAAAAAUCUGCAUGACAAGUUCGCAUCCUUCCAGACCCAGACAUUUUUACAGUUGAUAACAGGAGGAACAAGGCGCGCCUCCGCCUGAAGCUGACGUUGGUGUUGAUGCCAGAUCAACAUCAUCUACUUCUGCAACCGCCGCCGUGUCUGCGUCGGCUAAACAAACGAGACCUGAAGUGUACGUGGUCCAUUUCAGCUAUAAAGUGCAAAAGUGUCUGGGUCUGGAAGAUUGCCAGGUUUGUCAUGCAUAUUUUGCAUGAUCCAUGUCGUCUGGAAUGCAGGACCUAGCAUGACAGAUUCUGUGAGAUCCCUAUCAUGCCUAUCCUGCUUGAGAAACUUCCUCUCAACUUGGUCAAUAGUGGACGACUUUUGGCAUUCAUGCAACACAGAUUUUUGCACGAUCCAGAAUUAGCGUUACAAGUUCCAACCUUCAGACCCAGACAUAUUUGCAAUGCAUAUCAGCAUGGACGGUGUAAAGCUGGACACGCUGAAAGACUUCAUUUGCGGCGGAUUGUUUUACAGCGGAAACAGCGAGGGUACAACUUCAUCGGCCACGAAGAUAAACAAAAAGAAGGAGAAGAAGAGAAAAAAAGCGGCAGCGCUUCGGGCGGUCAAUAGCUCUCCGGAGUUGAUGUCGCCUACUUCCGCAUCUUCAUCGAGACAUGUGGAGGCAGUUGCAGGGCCAACUGGUCGUAGCGCAGGAGGAGGAGCGGCGAAAGAAGCAGAUGUCGUACCAGCGUCAGAUGAGAAUCAAUCAGAUCAACAAGACCUGCUUCAAAACACCGACGAGUUCGCGGACCACAAUUUGAUCGACGAGGUUCUGAUCGGCACUACCAUUCGUCGUGUGAAAUACAAUAUGCAGUGCAAAAGUAUCGUACUCGUAUAAAGGCAUUACAAAUCUCCUCAGCAUGAGAAAUAAAAUUUGUAAUGCUGAUUUGCCGUGAGAAGAAGAUUUGUAAUGCAUGAUUGCAAGAAUACGAGUGCGAUACUUUAACUUUUGCACAGGAUACACAACGCCGGUACCAUCGAAUCCUUCAUGAAGCGUAUGGGUGUGUCAGAAUCGAAAUUGAGAAAGUUGAAAUGAUAAUGAUUUGUAAUGCAUAAAAUGCAUAGCGCGAAAUACGUGUGUUGCAGGGCAGGCAAGCGAGGCCGAUUGUGAGCCUGUUUGGGGUUAGAGCUCGAGCUGCUAGAGUAGCAUGAGAGAAUCUGUCUUCUGUGCCUCAACAGCAUUACAAACUGGAUUUCGGCACCACCAAAAUUUGUCUUGCGCCACUUAGCAACUGGGUUCCAACUGGCAUCCAUUUUAUGCAUGACAACUUUGUCGAUUUCAAACCUGACGCUUCCAUAAAGCGCUCCGGCACAGUUUCCGACAGAAAAAGGUCCCCGUGGUUCGUCACUGUUUUACGGGCGGUAAGCAUGGUCGAGGUGACACCGGAGAUGAAGGAGUUAGAGUACGAUUUUUUGGAAAAAAACUGCGAGUUGUUUUGCGAAUAUUGUUAUCCUGUGCAAAAGUAUCGUACUCGUACUGCAAUAAUGCAUCGCAAAUCUUUCUCUUCAGGGAAAUCAGCAUUACAAAUUUUAUCCCACAUGCUGCGGAAAUUUGUAAUGCAUUUAUACGAGUACGAUACUUCUGCAAUUCAUAACUGUGCCUGCGGGCCGCCUGAAAAUGCCGUGGUGGAGGAGGAAGAUAUGCCGGAAGGUGGGUUAUAUGCAUUGCAAGUGUACUAUCGCACUCGUACUAAUUGCAACUGUGCACGACAAAUCUUGUCCUUAAGGUAAAACAGCAUGACAAAGUCCAGUUCUCAUGCUGAGAAAAUUUGUAGUGCAUUUAUACGGGUGCGAUACUUUUGCAGAGAAUAGGUUGAGGAGCAGGUUAGAGGAGGUGAUGGAAAAAGACCAUCAAAGUGGCGAAGGCGAUCGCGACAGUGACUGUUUGCAGCCUGGUUGUACUAGCAGUCACAUCACGCCGAGAUCAAACGCCGUGGACAACAUGAAGAAUAUGCCCCAGUCCUUAGUGCCCGUGGGCACAACCGGUCCGCUCAUGUUGCUCUCCGCAAAUGGGGAAGAUACGAGUGGUACUACCAGCACCGCUAAUGCAGGCGGGAUUGAGGCGCUGGCAAACAAUAAUUCCGAAGUAGGAGCUCUACCAGAUGCAGAAGCAACUGCCGGUGCGAGGACCCAGCCAACUACCGAAACAUCAACCUCUAGCACAGCGACAUCCACCGCCAGACGAUCCGGGCCUCUGUUCAAUUUCGCGGCGGGCUACGAGAUGCUGUUUUCAUCUUCAAAAAACAAAGAUGCCGAAAACAAAAACGAAGAGGAGACUCUCGCGGGAAAGAACUACAAAGAUGCAGACGCAGGUCCUCUGCCGUCACAAAAGAACACGACGAGCACUACAACAGAAGUGGACCGCGCUUCUAAAGUAGAACAAAUGGCCAUCCAGCGGCGGAAAGUUCGCUUUCGCGAGUGGAAGCAGCGGUCGCAACAGACGAAAACGGAAUCCAUUCUGAAAACUGCGGCGAUCGGUGGCGCAACCGUCGCUGCAAUCGGCGUUGCCGGCGUGGAGUUACUCGGAAUGGGGAUGGUGGUCGGGCUCUUAGCCGGGGCGGGAGAGGCGCUGAAAGGCGGGAACAAGGAGACAGAGGCGGAGAAGGCGAAAGAGAAGCCCGCGGCGCUGGAGGGUGGUAGUGCAAGUGCUACUGUUAGAGACAAUGACGCCAGCAGUCCGAAGACGAAGCAGCGGAGGAAAAAAGCGAGCUCGUGGGACAACUACGAUUUGGCUGAUAGCGAAGAAAUAUGCAACAUUGCAAAAAAUAUGUCUGGGUUUGGAAAAAUCAAUGCCAAGUUUGUCAUGCUGUGCUAGCAUGAGUGUCAAGUCUGUCAUGCGAGGUACCCAAAGCCGCCACUUUUGUGUCAUGCAAAAACCCAGUUUCUCAUGCAGAAUAGGCAACACCUACACCUAGGUAGCGACUCAAAAACCUGUCAUGCUGAGCCGUCAUUUCUGGCGCUCUCGUGAUUCGCCAACCAGCAUCACAAGUUUCCAGACCGAGACAUAUUUGCAUUUCAUAAGAAAGUGAAGAGUGCGUGCUGGUCGAGGAGGACAUUGAUCUGCGAGUUGCCGUAUCAAAUGUAAAAAUGUCUGGGUCUGGAAACUUGUGAUGCUGGGUGGCGUCUCAUGAUGAGGCCACAAGUGCUGGCUCAGCAUGACAAGUUUCUGAGCUUCUAGGUGUUGCCGAUUCCGCAUGACAAACUGCGCUUCUGCAUCACAGAAAAACUACGGAGCUCUUGAGCAACGUGCAUGAGAGAUUUAAGAGUCAUGCCAGACAAGCAUGACAAACAUGCACUCUUCCAGACCCAGACACUUUUACACUUGAUAUGCCGGAACGAUGAACGCACCAGCUUCCUCAAGUUCCAACUCGAGAAAAUCUCCGUUCGGCGCAGCCACGACUAGCAGCAGUGCGGGAAUAAACAAGAAGAACCUUGAUCAUGACGAGGCCAAGAAUGGUCGUGCACAAGAUGCGCGGCUUACUUCGAAGAAAACAAGUAAACUGAAGACAAGGGAGAAAGACCGACUUUUGAAUAAUCCGGAGAGUCCGAUCCUUCUAGAAAGUCCGAGGUCCGAUGAAGCUGCUAAAGAUACUAGCAACACUCCCUUGUCUAGCAGGAGCAACACCCCAAGAUCGAAAGCGGAUAGGGAGAAGAGACGACAAUAUGCAAUGCAAAAGUAUGGUACUCGUAUAAAUACAUUACAAAUUUCCUCAGCAUGAGAAAUGAAAUUAGGAUUUGCUUUAAGAAAAAAAUUUGUAAUGCAUGACUGCAAUUACUACGAGUGCGAUACUUUUGCACAGGAUCGACAAGAGAAGAAGUUGAGGAAGGACGAGCGGACUAGGGGAAAAAUUGCGCCGGCGGGAACAUCAAAUAAAGACAGCCCUGCUCGUAGUCGUAGUCCCGCAACUUCUUGUUCCCCAGCCGCAGCUCCUGAAGAUGAGACAAGCACUUAUCAUAGGGAAAAAUCCCCCUCCCCAUAUUGAGCAGGUAUGCUUACGAAAAUUUGUGUUGCUGAUUUGAGGUCACAAACCGCAUUUGUCGCGCAAGAAGGCAAGGGCAGAGGCUUCCGCCCCAUUAUGGAAGCGAUUUGCCAUGCUGUUGGGCCUAAAGGGGAGCCGUUUGCCACGCUGAACAACUAGGCCCGUACGCCCCUACGUCGCCUGGGAAUCUGGCCGCGGUGCCUCUCUGCAAUACAAGGCUGGUUUGUGUACACAAAUCGAGCAUCAGAAAUUCCGUUUUGAUAUGGGGAGGGGGGAUUUUUCCUCUUAAUAACACUCCUGCCUUCACCACCGCCGACUGCCUCCGCGCGCUCUGGCGCGAACUAUCAAUUGCAAAAGUAUCGCACUCGUAGUAAUCGCAGUUAUGCAUUACAAAUCUAGUUGGUUAGGUAAAUCCGCACUACAAAUUUAAUUUGUAAUGCUGAGCUAAUUUGUAUUGCGAUUUGUACUAGUGCGAUGCUUUUGCAGUGCAUACGAACUGGGGAUUGGCAACAUCGAUUUGAUGUUGACGGACGUCGAAGCUGUCGUGUUAGCGGACAUGCUGGCCGAGGCUUGCGAGCCCGAUUCGGCGUACGUGACUUCAGCCUCUACUUCUGCGACGACGAACAAACGACCUUUGUCAUCUAUGGAUGUGCCAGGAUCGAAAUCGCCAAAGUUGAAACAGUUUGUCAUGCAUGAUACCGAUACCAGUCGGAUGCCCACUUAUCAAGCGGCGGAUGAUAAAUUUUCCGAGCACCGGAGCAAUCCACUUUGUCAUGCUGCUUGGGCACAAAGGACUGCUUUUGUCAUGCUACUUUAGCAGCUCUACUUCAAACCCUAAACAGGCUGGCAGUCGGCCUCACUUGGCAUCCCGGCAAGACAG